AAUUCAAUCUGCAAGUUUAUUAGACUUUGCCAUUGUUAAGUAAUUUUGUGUGGAAUAUUUCAUACUUUGCUCAGGUUAUUCGUUUUGAAAUCAGUGACGAGCUGCCAAACAUCACUGAAUCAUUAUUCUGCUGUAUGGCCAUUGCAAGAAGAGACAAAACGUAAAUCUGUAAUCAUUAAACGAUACAAGCCAUCAUUUUAGAAACAAUUUGAAACAUAUAUGCACAAAAGAUUAUGUUUGAUACAUUAUGCAACAUAUAGAAAUGCUGUCAUGUGAAGCUCCUGAUGCUGAAUGCAUCACAUCUCUAGCUGGUGUUAUAAAGACAAAAGAAGAUGUUCCUGAAAUGUUGAGUGAGAACGAUGUGUCCAAAAUAUAUUCUGAUGAUGAAGAUUCUGAUGAAGAUGAUUUUGAUCACAAUUUCACCAGAGGAUUUCUUGACGGCUUUUACCGUAUUCGCAAAGACGUCACUGAAAAAUUAAAACAAUUUUCUUGGAUAAAUGGAUAUUGCGGGAUAUCAUUCAAGCCAGAACCACGUUUGUAUGUGACUAUAGUAAAGGAGAGAAAAAAUGAUGAAGAUUCUUUGAAGAAUGAGAUCAACCACAAAUUUGGUUGAAAAGCGUCUGAUUAUAUUGAUUUUCGUUAUGCCAAUAGCUAAGCAAAUAAAUUUUGAUUAGCAUAUUCAAAA
This is a messenger RNA of Xenia sp. Carnegie-2017, 685 nucleotides long. RefSeq lists its product as uncharacterized. The transcript has 5 exons. The coding region runs from base 248 to 613 and encodes 121 amino acids. The record is from RefSeq and is a predicted model, not a curated record. NCBI's taxonomy places the organism in Eukaryota, Metazoa, Cnidaria, Anthozoa, Malacalcyonacea, Xeniidae.